Messenger RNA from Vidua macroura (Pin-tailed whydah), 7050 nucleotides. RefSeq names its product multiple EGF like domains 11 (gene MEGF11). The transcript has 34 exons. The record is from RefSeq and is a predicted model, not a curated record. Gene Ontology annotation, molecular function: protein binding; scavenger receptor activity. NCBI's taxonomy places the organism in Eukaryota, Metazoa, Chordata, Aves, Passeriformes, Viduidae. The coding region runs from base 1455 to 4847 and encodes 1130 amino acids.
GGGAACUGGACAGGAUCGAGCUGAGGGGACCGGGGCAGUCUGAGGAACCGGGCAGGAUCGAGCUGAGGGGACCGGGGCGGUCUGAGGGAACCGGGCAGGACCGAGCUGAGGGGACCGGGGCGGUCUGAGGGAACCGGGCAGGACCGAGCUGAGUGGACGCGAGCUGUAGGACGGGUGGGAGCGAACGGAGGGAGCUAGAGGGACGGGCGGGAUCGAGCUGAGGGGACUGGAACCGGAGCUGAAGGACAGCGGGGACGAGCUGAGGGAACCGGGCGGCUGAGGGAAGCAGGCGGCCCUGAGGAGCGGGCUGAGGGGGACCUCGACCAGUGCAAGCCCUGAGGGAGCCCAGGCUUGUGUGGCUGGGCGAGCACAGAGGGCGGAUUCCCUUCAAGUGAGGGAUGCAGUUGUGUGAACCUCCAUGGUCUUUCACGUCAUCUUCCAGAAGAAAUUCCAGUAAUCACCAAUAUUGUCCGUCACAUUUACAGAGGGGAAGAUAAAGGCACUGACAGAUGAAGUCUAGUCCAAGAUGAAACAGAAAAGCAAUGGAAGAAAUUAUGAAAACACCUUGGAUCAAAGGAGAAGGCCACCAUAUCAAUCAUUUGUCAUCAAAAUGCAUUUGAUUUGGUGGGAGCCCUUGCACUGAGAUGAUGCUCAGGGUUGUCUCAGCCUCCAGAGCAGCUCCUGCAGGGUUCAGAGGAUAAUGGUGGUCAGAGAUGGAAAGACCCAACAGGCUGAGCUCCUGCAAGCUAAAUUACACCUUUAUUCUUCACUUGCUUUCCUGGCAGCAGGAUCUGCACGCAAGGCUCCUUCCUCUCCACUGCUUUCACCCACGAGUCUGAUUGAAGUAUUUUUCUACUCUUUCCCCGGCUGGACAUUGCAGAAUGCAGUGUGUGAAGGGAGUGCACAGCACCAGUGUGAGCAGGUGUCUCCCAUGUUGGAUGAGCUGGUGCAGCUGCAGCUCUACACUCCUGUGCCUCUGGACUGUUGCUGUGACUCCAGGGAAUGGUAGGGAAGAAAAUGACAACCGCGGGGUGCGAUUCAUUCCCUGGCUGAUGCCUCUCUGAGCAUGCAGUGGCACUGAGCCACCCGAGAGCAGCAGCGAUGCAGUCGAUGUGACAGUGCAAGGGCAGAUGCUCUGGACGGUAGAGGAUGCUAGAGAAGAGGUCCAAGUGACUUCCCAAGAGCUUUCUCCCGCUCUCCCGUUGAUGUGCCCUGUGUCUCCAUGUGCUGGGGAUCUGUAAAAACAGGAUCCACUGGGAAUUUUUAGCACUUUAAGGUAGGUCCUACCCUCAGGGGUACUGCUGCAGGAGAGUAUCAGACCUGCUUUUUCCACACUCUGAUGUUCAGAAGUUUAAAGGAUCAUCUGCAUCUCGAGGUCUCUUUGGAAACCCCAGCACAGUUUCCUCAAAGAAGGUUUUUUGUAAAGAGACUCCGCAGACAAAUAAACUACAACAAUGGUGGCACAUGUGCUGUUCCAGUGGAUUCUAAGAGGGCUUCUUCUGACUUUUCUGCUCAAAACUACUCUGUCCCUAAAUCCAGAUGAUCCCAAUGUUUGUAGUCACUGGGAAAGCUACGCCGUGACCGUGCAGGAAUCUUACGCUCACCCCUUUGACCAGAUCUACUACACACGAUGCACAGACAUCCUCAACUGGUUCAAGUGCACCAGGCACAGGAUCAGCUACAAGACCGCGUAUCGCAGGGGGCUGCGCACGAUGUACCGCCGGCGCUCGCAGUGCUGCCCCGGCUACUACGAGAGCGGCGACUACUGCAUACCACUGUGCACAGAGGAGUGUGUGCAUGGAAGGUGUGUCUCUCCUGACACGUGUCACUGUGAACCAGGCUGGGGAGGGACUGACUGCUCAAGUGGCUGUGACAGCGAGCACUGGGGGCCCCACUGCAGCAACCGCUGCCAGUGCCAGAACGAAGCGCUCUGCAACCCCAUCACGGGCGCCUGCGUGUGCGCCGACGGCUUCCGCGGCUGGCGCUGCGAGGAGCUCUGCGAGCCGGGCACCUACGGCAAGGGCUGCCACUUCCAGUGCCAGUGCCACCACGGCGCCACCUGCGACCACCAGACCGGCGAGUGCCACUGCGCGCCCGGAUACACCGGCGUGUUCUGCGAGGAGCUGUGUCCCCCCGGCAGCCACGGGGCGCAGUGCGAGCUGCGCUGCCCCUGCCAGAACGGCGGCGUUUGUCACCACAUCACCGGGGAGUGCUCCUGUCCUGCUGGAUGGAUGGGGCUGGUGUGUGCACAGCCUUGUCCUCCUGGAACCUUUGGAAUUAACUGCAGCCAGGACUGUCCAUGCCACAACGGAGGACACUGUGACCCUGUGACAGGAAAAUGCCUCUGUACAGCUGGCUAUAUAGGAGACAGGUGCCAGGAGGAGUGUCCCAUCGGCACCUACGGCUUCCAGUGCGCGCAGACCUGCGCCUGCCAGAACGGGGCCAAGUGCUACCACGUCAACGGGGCCUGCAUCUGUGACCCUGGCUUCAAAGGCAUCCACUGCCAGGAAAGAAUGUGUCCUGAAGGCUUCUAUGGCCUCAAAUGCAACAAGAGAUGCCCUUGCAAUAUUACCAACACCCUCAGUUGUCAUCCUCUGUCUGGGGAGUGCAGCUGCAAGGCUGGCUGGGCUGGGCUCUACUGCAACGAGACGUGUCCCGUGGGCUACUACGGCGAGGGCUGCCAGGUGCCCUGUCCCUGCCACAACGGGGCCGACUGUGACAGCAUCACUGGCAGCUGCAUCUGCGCCCCAGGCUUCAUGGGAGAUGACUGCACCAUUCCCUGCGUGGCAGGGACCUACGGAACCAAUUGCUCGUCGGUUUGUAACUGCAAGAACGAUGGCACUUGUUCCCCUGUGGAUGGGCUGUGCUACUGCAAGGAAGGGUGGCAAGGAGUGGAUUGCUCUAUUCCCUGUUCCAGUGGAAGCUGGGGUCUGAACUGUAACCAGACGUGUUCCUGCAGCAAUGGAGCGUCCUGCAGGCCAGCUGAUGGCUUCUGCCUCUGCUCCCCAGGAUGGCAGGGGGACUUCUGUGACCAGCCUUGUCCUGAUGGAACAUAUGGCCUUAAUUGCAGUGAGCGUUGUGACUGCAACCACGCGGAUGGGUGCGAUCCUGUCACCGGGUACUGCUGCUGCCUUGCAGGCUGGACAGGCAUCCACUGUGACAACAUCUGCAGCCAGGGCCGCUGGGGACCCAACUGCUCCAUCUCCUGCAGCUGUGAGAACGGGGGAUCCUGCUCCCCUGAGGAUGGAACCUGUGACUGUGCACCGGGAUACAGAGGGCCCUUGUGCCAGAGAAUUUGCCCCCCCGGGUUUUACGGCCACCACUGCAGCCAGCCGUGUCCCCAGUGCGUGCACAGCAAUGGCCCGUGCCACCACGUGUCCGGGCACUGCGACUGCCUGCCGGGCUUCUCCGGCCCCCUCUGCAACCAAGUGUGUCCCAGUGGGAAGUUUGGGAAGGACUGUGCUGAGGUGUGUCAGUGCACCGAGAACGGCACCUGCAACCCCAUCGACGGAUCGUGCCAGUGCUUCCCGGGCUGGAUAGGGAUGGACUGCUCCCAGACUUGUCCCACUGGGUUUUGGGGCCCUGAUUGCUUUCAUUCAUGCAACUGCCACAACGGAGCACUGUGCAGCCCCUACGAUGGAGAAUGUAGAUGCACCCAUGGUUGGACGGGGCUCUACUGCACUCAGCGUUGCCCAGCUGCUUUUUAUGGGAAGAACUGUGCCAAUGUGUGCCAGUGCCAGAACGGAGCCGACUGUGACCACAUCACUGGGCAGUGCACGUGCAGGACGGGAUUUACAGGCAAACAGUGUGAGCAGAAGUGCUCUCCAGGAACAUUUGGUUAUGGUUGCAAACAACUGUGUGAGUGCAUGAACAAUGCAACGUGUGACCACGUCACAGGCACUUGCUACUGCAGUCCAGGCUUCAAAGGAAUCCGAUGUGAUCAAGCGGCUCUUAUGAUGGAAGAAUUAAACCCCUAUACUAAAAUUAGCCCUGCUCUUGGAUCAGAGAGGCACUCAGUGGGAGCAAUCAUUGGAAUUAUUAUUCUCCUUCUAAUUAUUAUGGUCUUGCUGGCACUCUUUGUGUGGUAUCGACGGAAACAGAAGGAGAAGGGCCAUGACAUGCCAAGUGUAUCUUACACUCCAGCCAUGAGGAUGACUAAUACAGAUUACUCACUUUCUGCCAGCAGUUACAAGAGCUUCAUGAAUAAAUGUGUAGAAAAUGGACUGUGCUAUCAAGAUAUAUCCCAGGGUAGCAGCAGUGUUCAUUGUUUUUCCAAUCCAAGCUACCACACUCUCUCAUGUGGGGUGACUUCACGCUUCUUUCCCACUAAUCUGGAUGGAAACAGCUCCUGUAAGCUCAGUAACAAAAUCCUUGACAGAGAAACUGCAGACUGGAGACCCUACAGCUAUCUGAAUGAACUAGGUGCUUGUGGGAUGGAUAGACGUCAGAACACAUACAUAAUGGAAAAAAGCUUCAAAGAUUAUAUGAAAGAAUCUGUGUGCAGCUCCAGCACUUGUUCCCUGAACAGCAGUGAAAACCCAUACGCCACCAUUAAAGACCCCCCCAUUUUAACCUGCAAACACUCCGAGAGCAGCUACGUGGAAAUGAAAUCGCCUGGUCACAGGGAGUCCCCGUAUUCUGAAAUGCCAACUUCAUCCACAGCCAAUAAAAACAUCUACGAAGUUGAGCCCACUGUCAGCAUAGUCCAAGACGCCCGCAGUCGGAGUGCCAGCUACCUUCAGAAUCCCUACGACCUGCCUAGGAACAGUCACAUUCCUGGUCACUACGACCUGCUCCCUGUCCGGCACAGCCCCACGCACGGGCCUUCUUGGGACAAGCAGUCCUAGAGGGAUGGACUUCACUGGGCACUGUGCUGCCAACACAGACUGUGAGGAAGCAGAGGAGAAGCCAUUCCUUCCUUUCCUGCGGACUGGCAAGGACUUAACACGACAUCAGCUUGGGCCAACUGCUGCUGCAUGAUGUUAUUUAUAAAGACAUUUUUGUAUGGGUACCUGGAACUAACGAGAGCCUCCUCCACGUGGGACUGGAGCACAUCACCCCAGGAAGGUGUCUUCAUGCUCCAGGCAAAAACUCUCCGUGCGUGUUCUAACCCUGGCUUUGCUGUAAAAUAAACCACAAAAACAUGCUUAGAAGGACUUCAGGAUGUACAUUUCUACCAACUGCAUCAAGAAACCUUUUACUGUUAGGAAGAAGGUGACUAGGAAUACGCUGGAAUUUGUUUUCAUCUUUGUCAAGGGAAUGGACAUUUUUCUGAAUGAGAGCAGGGAAACUUGUCAUUUCACUGUCUGGAAAGCUCAUUUACUGCCAUCACCAUGUGCAACCUGUGCAGAUCAUGCUUGGUAAUUAGCAUUGAGAUUGUCAUCUCUAUAUUCAGUACCAGAGAAUUUGAGUUGAGGAAUAUUAACACAGACACUUUCUGUGCAGUUUUUAAUAUCUUUCCAAACAUCCCCUGAUCUUUGCUAAUGAAUGGAGUUUCCACACUGAGUCUCACACCCACUUACCACACUUUUAACGUUGAUUGGCGCAGGUAGGCUUUGAUUUUCCUUAUGCAGCUUCUCUUUUGGUAGCUAAAUCCAGCAGAUCUGUCAGGCAGUUUAAACUGCUGCCCCUCCAAUUCCUGCCCCGGGACACUGCAGGUUUGCACAGACCAGGCCUGGUUUCAUUUCCUUUCUCAAAGCUGAGCCACAUCGGCUUCUCUCUCCCAUCUUCCCAAACAUCUCCUCAUGAUUCACUGUCGGCAUGCCACUGAUGACACUUCAAUCUGAUGUGCAUUACCAUGUAGUGCAACUUUAGCCAUUGAUGAUUCUACCUGAAAUGUCAUUAAAUGGAGCUGAAACUGGGUUUUCUUUUUCAGCAGAUGUUUGUGAAGUAAUUAUCAAGGGUCUGACCUAUGGUAAAAUUUUGGACUGAGCCACCAUAAUAUUUUUUUUAAUUUAUAAUCUCUAUUGACCUAGAAAGUAGAGUACUUGCCGUUAGUUCCUUGUAGAUUUUGAGCAUGAAGUAGUAUUGACUCUAAGUAAGUAAUCUUAUUAGGCAAAUGUGGAAGUAGCAAGUUGAUUGCCUUUUAAAUAUAGAAAAUAUUCUGUUGCACAUUCACCAGUCUGAUGGAAGCAGAAGAGGACGACACCAGCCCCGUGGGUUCACUCUCAGCACGAUCCCAGGAGUGACCUGCAGGGCUCAGGACUGGCAAGAGGAGCCCUCCAGCUCGGGGGCAGCAGCUGGCUCCCAGCUCUGGGAAUACUCCUGGAGCACCGUGGUGGGAGCCAGCAGUGUCCCCACAGGUGGGCUCAGCCCUCAUGCCUGGGAUCACAGCCCCUGGCUCUGGGCAUUGUGCCCCUGGGAGCCUUUCCCCUUGGAGCCAGGAUUCUCCAGGUGGUCAGGCUGGCUCUGAACCCCCAGUCUGAGCCUGGACACCCCCAGGACACCCCCAGGCUCCUGGAGCAGGCGCUGCCCAAGCCGCAGGAUCCUGCCCGCGAGGUUUCCUGAAUGCUGCAUGUGUGCAUGGGGGCCGUGGCUGAUCAGCAAUAGCAAUUUUGUUUUCCAGGAAAGCCUUAUUUGAGAUGUGAGGAAACAAUUAUUUUGUAGGCCCAGUAGGAAUAUAUUUUGCAUACAUGAAUAGAAAGAUUUACCUCAAAAAUACCAAGAGAAAGGUGGUUGGAUAAGGAAUACUCUCAUUAAGACCCACCUUGGCACCCAGCACAAGCAGCCUGAGCUGCUGGCCUGACCCUCGUCUGUGUGUUGCUGUAGUACACAAUGAGACUCCAGAGAGCAGAGAUGUGCUCAGUUGUUUGGUUUUUUUCAAAGCAGGAUUUUGAAACCAAAUGCAAUCAUGUGCAUAGAGCUUAACAGGGAAAAAAAAAAAAAGAAAAGCAAAACCAACAAAAAAAGUACCUUCUUGUAUAUCAGCGUUAGCUUAGGAAACAGGCACCAAAAUGGCAAUACUUUUUUAAGGCAAGACAAAUUUGUAAUAUAUUUGUUCACUGUGCAAAGGUAUCCUACCUUGUACAAAAUAAAUUGAAUUUCUCUCAA